AUGGCAAACGAAUUUCUUGAUAAAGUGGAGGAUAACGCCAUUGUCCAUAUAUGGUUAGAGAAUGUGCAAUUGGAGAAAGGAGACAGUUUAGCUAAGGGAUAUGUGUCAGAGCUUUGGGACUACACUCGUAUUAGUGUGACGCAAAAUAGCCUUCAGGAGUUAAAUGAGAUUUGGGAUCGGUGGAAUGAUGAAACCAAGCAGUUGUUCUACACUAAUUAUGGGGACUUGCCGUACUUACUUAACAUUAAGGUGGAUGAAAGACUGUUUCGCGCUCUCGCUCAAUAUUGGAAUCCUGCAUAUAGCUGUUUUACGUUUGGGAACGUAGAUUUGGUGCCCACAGUGGAGAAAUAUACAGCUUUACUAUACUGCCCUAGGCUUCAGGUUGAUAAAGUAUAUUCCAGAGCCGCUUAUGUCCCAGCAUUUUGGAAGAAAUUAAUGAAACAUCCUGAUGGGAAAAAGAAGGUUGAUGUGUUUGCUUUGAGUAUCUACGGGUUAGUGAUUUUCCCUAAAGCUUUGGGGCAUGUUGACGAAGCGGUUUCAGAUCUUUUUGAUCGGUUGGGUAAAAGGGUCACGCCUGUUCCUGCAAUUUUGGCUGAAACGUUUAGAUCUUUGAAUGCAUGUAGGCGAGCUGGUGAAGGAAGAUUUAUAGGUUGUACGCAAUUGUUGAUAGCUUGGUUCCAUAGUCAUUUCUGGAAGGUCGACAAAGUUUCGUAUCGGGUUUUCUCUGGGCAUUACUCCCCGUUAAAAGAGAUAGUGGCUAUGCCAAGAAGGGACGACAUAUCAGAAGAAAAUUGGAUAGCAAUUCUAAGUUUUGACUGGGUUUCGUUGCUUGGGAUUUGGGGAGCCGUUGGGUAUGCACCUUUACUGGUCCUAAGGCAAUAUAAUUCAAGACAGUUUGUGCAGGCAACAUAUGGUUUAGCUCAAUGUGAGUUCUCGUACCGAGGAGAUAAUUACAAGAAAAAGGUGAAAGAAAUUUCUCAGGCUUGGAAUCAGGUUCACAGGAUGAAAAUGCUAGCUGUGAGUGACAACUCCAGAGUCCGGUGA
Gossypium raimondii (Peruvian cotton) is the source of this 1044-nucleotide messenger RNA. RefSeq lists its product as uncharacterized. The transcript has 3 exons. The record is from RefSeq and is a predicted model, not a curated record. NCBI's taxonomy places the organism in Eukaryota, Viridiplantae, Streptophyta, Magnoliopsida, Malvales, Malvaceae. Bases 1 to 1044 code for a protein of 347 amino acids.